Molecule: messenger RNA, 2192 nt
Organism: Harmonia axyridis
Lineage: Eukaryota; Metazoa; Arthropoda; Insecta; Coleoptera; Coccinellidae
Gene: Dmtn
Product: transmembrane and coiled-coil domains protein 2
Exons: 9
Coding region: 297-2033 (578 amino acids)
Cellular component (GO): endomembrane system
Source: RefSeq, a predicted model, not a curated record
GUGUGGGAGCAGAAGAGUGGGACUGUGAUUUUUGUUUUCUAUUAUUUUGACGUUUUGCCGUUUGCUUAGUGAAAGACGAAUUUUUCUUAGUGUCAGUGAUGUGCUUUUCUUAAUCGAUUUAGAAAACGUUAUAUUUAUUUCCUCUCUACUCUAAAAAUUAAAUAUGUUAAGUAAUCACUGCAUCAUUUGGACCGGCUUUUGUUCUGAUAUGUGUGAUUGUUAAAUAGAACAGGCAUCUUUCUUAUAUGAACAAUGGGUAGAAUACAACAAAUAGUAUAACUACGUUCCCGGUGGCAAUGGACAGCCUGCACCUGACGACGCAACAGGCGUCGGCCAACAGCAAGGCGUCGUCUCGUAGCGCGUCCCCGUGUCGGCCAAGAGAAGCGCAUCACUCGCACCACAAAUCCCUAAGCCAUGGCUCCGCGGACAGCACCAAGUUCUACUUCCAGCCGGACGACGCUCGGCUAGCCUCGCAGCAAUCGUACAAGAUCGGAAGGCACAAAUCGCCGACCGCGAGCAGGUCGGACAUGAACGACUCGUCGACUCACCCGCACCACCAACACCAUCAUCAUCACCAACAACACCAGGACGACUCGGGAACGACGGCGGGCGUUGCGACGGAGGACGUCGCCGAUCUGGGAGGCGGCGGCUGUCCGUCGUCCUACGCGUCCAACGGCAGUUCGGAACAGAUGAAGCAGGAGGAGGACGGCGAUUACGCCAUGGACGCCCGGACGACGGCGCUGCUGGAGCAACUGGGCACGAAGAUCUGCAAGACGAGGGAUCUCAUGAAGAUGGAGCAGAAACUUAGGGACGAUAACGUGAAUGAGUACCUGGAUUUGUCAGCGAAAACCGAAGACAGAUUUCAAUUACAGAGGAUAAAAGCUGUAUUUGAAAAAAAGAACCAAAAGAGUGCUCAAGCGAUUUCGCAGUUACAAAAAAAAUUAGACAAUUAUCAGAAACGUGUGAUAGAGCUAGAAAGACAUGGACAGCUGCAGAGCCAUAGGCAACCUAGGGAGGUGCUGAGAGACAUGGGACAAGGACUGAAGAAUGUAGGUGGAAAUAUAAGAGAUGGAAUAACUGGUUUCAGUGGAUCUGUAAUGUCGAAACCUAGGGAAUUUGCACAUCUAAUAAAGAAUAAAUUCGGAAGUGCAGACAAUAUUAGUCAAAUCUCAAAAUGGUACGUAGGAACUGGUGCCAUCGGCGGCUCAGAAGGCAACGGAGCCAACAGCGGCAGCGACCAGGGCGAGAAGAACCACCACGGUUCGGCCACCCUGCCGGCUGUGCUGCAUCCGGCAACGUCGCAGUCGUCGAUGAGCCAGGAGGCGGGGCAAAGGCACCAGCCCAAGUUCCCGAGCGACGAGGGCAGCGAGUGUAGCAGCGUGACCAGUGAUAGCAUAGGAAGGUAUGGCCGAACAGAAAGUAGUCAUAAGGACCCACAUAUUAUAUGCAAAAAAUUACAAGAAGAAAUUGAAUCUCUCAAAGAGAAAUUAGAAGGAACAAAAACAUUGAAAGAAGAAAUGUUCUCAGUGUGUUCACAGUUACAGGAGGAGAGAUUUAGGAGCGAAAGACUGGAAGAACAAAUAAAUGACCUAACGGAACUGCACCAAAACGAGAUUGAGAAUUUGAAACAGGCCAUGGCCGACAUGGAGGAGAAAGUCCAAUACCAGAGCGAAGAACGUCUCAGGGAUAUACACGACAUAUUAGAACAGUGUCAGACCAAAAUCCAGAAAAUGGAACAUCAAGCUGCCCAACAACAACAAUAUGUCUCGCUCGAGGUCUUGGACAACUCGAAUGCCAGAGUGUUGGUCGUCAAACUCAUCAACGUAUUGCUCACUAUUUUACAAGUACUACUGCUUUUAGUCGCUACAGGAGCCGGGAUUAUUAUGCCUUUUCUUAGGACGCGGUUGAGGAUUAUUUCUACUGUAGUUCUUCUAGUUUUUGGACUCUUUAUGUGGAAGCAAUGGCCUGACAUGCAAGACAUAGGCUCACAUAUGAUGGGCCAUUUGAAAGACUUUAUGGAUCCCGUGAAAUAGCACUUGUUAAGCAACGGUUGUCUGUUUAUAGUGUGUAAGUUAGAAUGUAAGUAAAGUGCGGAAUGUGAAGAAUUGUGGAAAUCACUUUCAUUUUGAUAGUAUUUAUGUAAAGUGGCAGCAUCAGUAUUUAGGAGCAAGAAUAAAUCGAGAAUAAUUGAA